CAGUACGAAUGCCUCAAACAACUGCAUAUGUUGUGAACAACGGACUAACUCUUGGGUCUGGAGCACCUCAGCUUACAGUGCAUCAUCGACCACCACAGGUGCAUGCUGAGCCACCACGCCCUGUACAUCCUGCCCCACUCCCAGAGGCACCACAGCCACCACGUCUGCCCCCUGAAGCUGCCAAUACUUCUCUGCCUCAGAAGCCACAGCUGAAGCUGGCACGGGUACAGAGCCAGAAUGGUAUUGUGCUGUCAUGGAGUGUCAUGGAGGUGGACCGGAGCUGUGCCACUGUGGACAGUUACCAUCUCUAUGCCUACCAUGAGGACCCGAGUGCCACUAUGCCCUCCCAGUGGAAGAAGAUUGGGGAGGUGAAGGCCCUCCCGCUACCCAUGGCAUGCACUCUCACGCAGUUUGUGUCUGGCAGCAAAUACUACUUUGCGGUCCGGGCUAAAGACAUCUAUGGACGUUUUGGACCCUUCUGUGAUCCCCAGUCCACAGAUGUGAUCUCUUCCCAGAGCAGUUAAACUAGAGAUCUUGGGAGCCUUUAAACCUGUCCUACUACCAAGAAUUACGCCAGUUUGGUGGGGGGCUGAUCCCAUGCAUGAAAUUCACUUUUAAAUCCACUCUCUGCAGGAUCAUUUUAGACAGUUGUGUGAUACACUACAUGCAUUCAGAACCAAAAGAAAAAUAAAGUCUCACCUGCAGCAAGAGAGCCUGUUUUUUCUGGAUAGCUCAAGUGAUGGGCCAUCU
Messenger RNA from Antrostomus carolinensis (chuck-will's-widow), 750 nucleotides. Its product is annotated as activating transcription factor 7-interacting protein 1-like. The transcript has 2 exons. Gene Ontology annotation, molecular function: protein binding; transcription coregulator activity. The record is from RefSeq and is a predicted model, not a curated record. Gene Ontology annotation, cellular component: nucleus; transcription regulator complex. Lineage: Eukaryota; Metazoa; Chordata; Aves; Caprimulgiformes; Caprimulgidae. The coding region runs from base 9 to 524 and encodes 171 amino acids. Gene Ontology annotation, biological process: regulation of DNA-templated transcription.